This is a messenger RNA of Hemiscyllium ocellatum (epaulette shark), 7893 nucleotides long. RefSeq names its product gastrula zinc finger protein XlCGF26.1-like. Gene Ontology annotation, molecular function: RNA polymerase II cis-regulatory region sequence-specific DNA binding; DNA-binding transcription activator activity, RNA polymerase II-specific. Gene Ontology annotation, cellular component: nucleus. Lineage: Eukaryota; Metazoa; Chordata; Chondrichthyes; Orectolobiformes; Hemiscylliidae. The transcript has 3 exons. Bases 683 to 2368 code for a protein of 561 amino acids. Gene Ontology annotation, biological process: regulation of transcription by RNA polymerase II. The record is from RefSeq and is a predicted model, not a curated record.
CCGCUCGCGCCGUAAAGUCCGUUGGCACGCAGGCGCACACCGCGAUGCGAAGGGAGCAUGCGCGCGGAACGUGCGAGCGAAGACGACGGCGGCGGUCAGUUUAAUUCUCACUCUCUGGCACCCACCCCACCCCUUCCCAAUCCGCUCGGCGAAUGUUACAAAAUGGAGCGACGGAUCGGGCGAAACGAACGAAAGGUUCCACGGACGCCUCUAGUGAGGGUCGGAGCGCGGAAAGCGGCACCCGUUUGUGGGGCGAACCGGACACCGGCGGCUUGCCCGCGGAGGCAGGGGGGGGCCCCCGAAGACUCCAGUAUGAGAUGUUAAAAAUGGAAGUUGAACUUGUUCCAGUGGACAUUUUGAAGAGAAAGAUUUACAUAUUGGAACUCUAACCAAACAUUAUGUUGAGAUCACGUAAAAUAACUUAAUAAAUAUUAAUACCCUUUGAAUAUGGAAGCAGAAAUAUUUAUAUGUUCUGUAUGAAGGAAAAUAUUUUGAACAUUAAUAUAAGUGGAAAGACACUGAGACACAGACCCAACCGAGAGAGAACCUAUUGGUUCUGGUGAACCUACUGUGGAAAGAGCUUUAACUGGUAUCACAGACUGGGGAGAAAAAACACACUGUUCGCAGCAGAGUGCUAUGCAUGUGCGGCUUCAACCUGUAGAUUCACCAGGACAGCUGCAGCAUGGAGAAGCCCUGGGAAUGUGGAGAGUGUGGUAAGAGAUUCAGAUUCCAAUCUGAGCUGGAAAUACAUCGACGCAGCCACACUGGUGAGAGACCAUUUACCUGCUCAGUAUGUGGGAAGGGGUUCACUGCCUCAUUCAAACUUCUGGCGCAUCAGCAAGUUCACAGUGAUGAGAAACCUUUUAAAUGUGCAGUCUGUGGAAAGCACUAUAAACAUGCGUGGGAAUUGGCAUCGCAUAAACUAGUUCACACCGACGAGAGACCAUUCAGAUGCUCUCACUGUGGGAUCAGGUUCAAGCACUCAUCUCACCUGCGGGGACACCAGCGGGUUCACACUGUGAACAGGCCAUUCAUCUGCUCGGAGUGUGGGAUGCGAUUCACUCAGUCAUCCCACCUACUGAAACACCAGCAAGUUCACACUAAGGAGAGACCCUACACCUGUUCAGAUUGUGAGAAGAGCUUUAAAAGCAGCAAUGAUCUUCGGGUACAUCAACGAAUACACACUGGGGAGAGGCCAUUUAUCUGCUCAGUGUGUGGCAAAGGAUUUACUCAGUCAACUCACCUCCUAAAGCACCAGCGAAUUCACAGUGAAGAGAGGCCUUUUAAGUGCCCAGACUGUGGACAGCAAUAUAAAAGUGCAUGGAUACUGACAGUUCACCAACGUGUUCAUACCGAUGAGAGACCAUUCAGGUGCUCUCACUGUGGGACUGGGUUCAAGCGUUCAUCUGAACUCACUGCACACCAGCGACUUCACACUGGGGAGAGGCCAUUUGUCUGCUUAGUGUGUGGGAAGGGAUUCACUCAGUCAACGCAUCUACUCACCCACCAGCGAGUACACACGACAGAGAAACCUUUUAAAUGUUCGGACUGUGAGAAGAGCUUUAAAAGCAGCAAUGGCCUUCAGUUACAUCAGCGAAUUCACACUGGGGAGAGGCCAUUCAUCUGCUCAGUUUGUGGGAAGGGAUUUACUCAGUCCACCCAUCUGCUGACACACCAGCGGGUUCACAGUGAUGAGAGACCUUUCAAAUGCCCAGACUGUGAGAAGAGCUUCAAAAGCAGCAAUGAUCUUCAGGUGCACCAGCGAAUUCACACUGGGGAGAGACCAUUCAUCUGCACGUUGUGUGGGAAGGGAUUCAUUCAGUCAACCCAUCUGCUGACACACCAGCGGGUUCACAGUGAAGAGAGACCUUUCAAAUGCCUAGACUGUCGGAAGCAGUAUAAAAGUGCAUGGGAACUGACAGUCCACCAACGUGUUCAUACUGGUGAGAAACCAUUCACAUGCUCUCACUGUGGGACUGGGUUCAGCAGAUCAUCUCACCUGCUAAGACACCAGCGACUUCACACUGGGGAGAAGCCAUUCAGCUGCUCUGAGUGUGGGAGGAAAUUUUCUUGUUCAUCCAACCUGCAAUCACACAAGAGCGUUCAUGUUGUUGUGAGACCCUUUAACUGUUCUCAAUGUGAAAAGAAUUUUAAAAACAAACAGACUUUGCUGAGACAUCAGCGAGUUCAUACCGAAGAGAGACCUUUUAAGUGCCCAGACUGUGGGAAAUGCUUUAAAAUGGCCAGGGACCUGAUGUCUCAUCAACGUGUUCACACCGAAGAGAAACCAUUCCAGUGUUCUCACUGCGGGACUGGGUUCAAGCGGUCAUCUGACCUGGUGAGACACCAGCGAGUUCACAGUCUGUAGGGGUUGGAUAAUUAGGAAUUCACCUUUCUACAUUGGAUUCAGAAUGUUUCUGAAAUAAAACAUGAGCAAAACCAAUGUAGUGUACAAAAUCCCAUGCAAGGACUGCACAAAACACUACAUAAGACAAACAGUAAGACAGCGAACGGUCCGCAUCCAUGAACACUAACUAGCCACGAAACGACAUGACCAGCUGUCCUGAGUAGCCACACACUCAGAUGACAAGCAACAUGAGUUCGACUGGGACAACACUACUAUUAUAGGACAAGCCAAACCGAGAACAGCCAGGGAAUUCCUAGAGACAUGGUGCUCAUGCACAGAUUCAAUCAAUAAGCACAUCGACCUGGACCCAAUAUACCGCCACUGCAGUGGACAGAUGGAACUGACAACCGGAAGCGGCAGAUACAAAUCACUAUAAAUGCCAGAGGAAACAUCACAGAAGCGCUUCACAGGAGGCUCCCAAGCACUGAGGAUGUCACCUAGACAGGGGACGAAACGUCUGCAACACAAAUUCCCAGCUCAGCGAACAGAACCACAACAAACUAGAAAAGGUACCAAGGUAGAAGCGUCCUGGGAGAUUAUUGCAGCUAAAAACUAACAAAUUUGUAAAAUGUUGUGAAAGCGUUUACAGGGACAUGUGUGAGUUAAAUGACAACAGGGCGUAGCAGUCUUGAGAUUCGAGGAAAACAAGAACAAUGAAUACACAGACCAUCAUGUGGAUUAGUGAGAUGAGAAUCAUUCAAAUCGGGUGUGACUGGCCAGAGGAAGGUGUCCAUUCGAUAAGAACCAGGGUAAAAGACAGUCUGUUCAGGCACAGCUGUGCACUGAAGAGGAGCCAAAGUUCCUGAUUUCUCCUUAAAUAUCAAAUCAUGUUCUUAUUGUAUUAUUGAUUUGUACACAAUAUCCACCAUGAUUCAAUCUCCAUGUUUACAAAGGAAUCAACUGGUCCUCACAUUUUACGAUAUCAAUAAAUAGAGAUAUACCAAGAAGUUUAUUUAUAGAAUUGUAUUCCUCUGGAACCAGGACAGCAAACUGCAGCCUGAUGAUCAAAAUUGAUCCUGAACCUGGGAUAUCAGAGCCACAUAGGUGGAGCCUUUCAUUCACAAUCAGGUGUAAGAGCAGAAAUUAGGCCAUUCAGCCCAUCAAGUCUGCUUCGCAAUUCAAUCAUGGCUGAUAUGUUUCUCCUAGAGUCCUUUGACAUGGAUACAGGCCCUUUCUCCCAAACUGGGCCAUGCCGACCAAAAUGUCCAUCCAUGCAAGCCCACUUUCCCUGUACUUGGCCCAUAUCUCAACCCCUCUUUCUCCCUGUAAUCUUGAUCCCCUCGACAAUCGAAAUCUAUCUAUUUUCAUCUUAAGUAUACUCAGUGACCUGGCCUCCACAGCCUGUUGUGGCAAUGAAUUCUAUAGAUUCACCACUCUCUUUUUGGCAAUGUUUCUGCUCAUCUCUAUUCUAAAACCUCUUUUUUUUUACUCUAACGUUGUGCCCUUGGGUCCUAGUCUCUCCUACCAAAGGAAACAUCUUCCCAAAUUCCACUCUGUCAAGACCAUUCAGUAUUUUGUCAGUUUCAGUUAGAUCCCCCCCUCAUCCUUCUGAACUCCAUUGAGUAUGCACCCAGUGUCCUCAAAUGUUCAUCAUAUGUGCAGCUUUUCAUUCCUGGGACCAUUCUUGUCGAAGCAUCUGAACUCACUCCAGGGCCAGUACAUCCUUCCUGAGGUAUUGGACCCAAAACUGCACACAGCAUUCUAAAUGUGGUCUGACCAACUCCUUAGAGAGCCUCAGAAUUAUAUCCCUGCUUUUAUAUCCAGGUCCUUUCAAAAUAAAUGCCAACGUUGCAUUUGUCUUCCUAACUACCGAUUCAACCUGCGAGUUUCUCUUGAGAGAACGCUGGAUUAGAACUCCCAAGUCUCUUUGUGAUUCAAGCUUCUGAAUUUUCUUCCCAUUUCGAAAAUAGUCCAUGCCUCUAUUCUUUCUAUCAAAGUGCUUUGCCACAUUGUAGGCCAUCUGCCAGUUGUUUGCCCGCUCUCCUAACUAGUACACAUCCUUCUGCAGCUUCCUUGCCUCCUCAGUACUACCUGUCCCUCUACCUAUCUAUGUAUCAUCUGCAUACUUAGCCAGAAUUUCCUCUGUUCCUGCAUCUAUAUCAUUAAUGGAUAAAGUCAAAAUUGACAGUGCCUUUAGCUGCCUGAUCCCUAAAGUCUGAUAUUUCCUGUUUGAACCUCUCCACUUUUCCACUUCACUUUCCUCCUUUCACUUUUUUGACCGAGUGACAGUGAGGGAUUAAGCAAUAAAUUUCCAAGUCAGGACAGUGACUGGCUUGGAGAGGAACUUGAAGAUAGUUGUGUUCUCUUAUAUCUACUGCCUUUGUCCUGCUAGAUGGAAGUGGUCAUGACUUGGAAAAUGCUGUCUGAGGAUUUCUGCUGUUUGUGAAUUUCUGCAGUGCAUCUUGUAAAUAGUACACGCUGCUGCUACUGAGUGUCAGUGGUGGACAGAGUGAAUGCUUGUGGAUGCAGUGCCAAUCAAGCAGAGUGUUUUGUUCUGCAUGUUGUCAAGCUUGUUGAGUGUUGUUGGGCCUCCACUCAUCCAGGCAAGAGGGGGGUAUUCCAUCACACUCCUGACUUGUGCCUUGUUGAUAGUGAGCUGACUUUGGGGAGUCGCAAGGUGAGUUACUCGCCGCAGUAUUCCUAGCCUCUCACCUGCUCUUGUAGCUACUGUGUUUAUGUAUUGAGUUUCUGAUUAGUGAUAACUCCCAGGAUGUUGCUAGUGGGCGAUCCAGUGAUGGUAACACCAUUGAGUAUCCAGUGGUAGUGGUUAGAUUGUCUCUUGUUGGUGAUGGUCAUAGCCUGGCAUUUGUGUGGCACGAAUGUUACUUGCUAGUUGUCUGCCCAAGCCAGCAUAUUGUCCAGAUCUUGUUGGGUUUGUACACAGACUGUUUCGCUGUUUGAAGAGUUGCGAAUGGUACUGAACAUGGUGCAAUCAUGGGUGAACAACCCCACUUCUGACUUUAUGACAGAGGGUAGGUCAUUGAUGAAGCAACUGAAGGUCAUUGGACCUAAGACUCGACCCUGAGGAACUCCUGUACAGAUGUCCUGGAGCUGUGAUGACUGACCUCCAAUAACCAUACGAUCAUAUUCUUACGUGUCAGGUAUGACUCGAAACACUGGAAAGUUUGCCCUCUGAUACCCAUUGAUUCCAGUUUCGCUAGAGCUCCUUGAUGGUAAGGGCUGUCAUUUUCAACUCACCUCUGGAAGUCCGCUCUUCUAACCAUGUUUGAACUAUUGCUGAAAUGAGGUCAGGGGCUGAGUGGCCCUGGCAGUGUCACUGAGCAGUUUGAUGACACCUUCCAUCACUAUAUUGAUGAUCGAGAGUACACUGAAGGAGUGGUAGUUGGCCAAGCUGGAUUUGUGCUGCAUUUUAUGUACAGGACACACUUGGGUAAUGUUUCACAUUGUCGGGUAGAUGUAACUAACUGUACUGGAACAGCUUGGCGAGGGGUGCAGCAAAUUCUACAGUACAAGUUUUUAGUGCUAUUGCUGGAAUGCUAUCUUGGCCCGUAGCCUUUGCAAUAUCCAGUGCCUACGACUGUUUCUUGCUAUCAUGUGGAGUGAAUCAAAUUGGCUAAAGACUGGUAUCUGUAAUGCUCAGGACCACUGGAGGAGGCCGAGACGGAUCAUCCACUCGGCACUUCCAGCUGAAGAUUGCUGCAAAAGCUUCAACCUUAUCUUUUGCACUGAUGCAGUGGGCUUAUCCAUCACUGAGGAUGAAGUUAUGUGGGGAGCCUUCUCCUCCACUGAGUUGUUUAAUCGUCCACCACCAUUCAUGACUGGAUGUGACAGGACUGCAAAGCUCCGAUCUGUUGCUUUGGUUGUGGGAUUGCUUAGCUCUUUCUAUCACUUACUGCUUUAUUUGGCAUGCAGUAUUUCUGUUUGGUGGCUUCACCAGAUUGUCACCUCUUCCUGCACUCUCCAUUGAACCAGGGUUGAUUCCAUGGCUUGAGUGGGAGACUUGACAUUACAGAUUGUGCUCUGUUGUUGAUGGUCAACAGUGCCUCAUGAAUGUCCAGUCUUGAGCUGCUCAAUCUGUACAAAGUCUGUCCCAAUUAGCACAGUGAUAGUGCCAUACAACAUGAUGGAGAUUAUUCUCAGCUUGAAGGUGGGAUUUCGUCUCCACAAGGACUGUGUGAUGGUUGUUGUUAUGGAUACUAUUAUGGACAGUUACAUCUGCAGCUGCAGAGUGGUAAGGGUGAAGUCAAGUAUGCUUUUCCCUCUUGUUGGUUCCUUCACCACCUGCUGCAGAACCAGUCUAGCAGCUAUGUCCUUUGGGACCUGACCAGCUCAAUCAGUAGUACUGCUGCUGAGCCACUCUUGGUGGUGGAAGUUGAAAUCUCCCACACGAGUACAUUUUGUGCCCUUGCCUUUAUCAAUUCUUCCUCUGAGUGUUCAACAUGGAGUAGUACUGAUUCAUCAGUUGAGGGAGAGCGGUACGUGGUAAUCAGCAGGCGAGUUCCUUGUCCAUGUUUAACCUGAAGCCAUGUGACUUCAUGGGGUCCAGAGUCAAUGUUGAUGAUUCCCAGAACAACUUCGUCCCUUCUGUGCACCACUCUGUUGGGUCUGUCAUGCCAGUUCGACAGAACAUAUCAUGGGAUGGUGCCUGGAACAUAGUAAGGUAUGGUUCCGUAAGUAUGACUACAUCAGGCUGUUGCUUGACUAGUUUGUGAGAUAGCUCACCCACAGUUUUGGCACUAGCCCCAGAAGUUAGUGACGAGGACUUUGCAUGGUUGGCAGCUUCUUCCACCAUUGUCUUUUCCGGUGCCCAGAUGAAUGCCAGGUGGCCUGUCCAGUUCCAUUUCUGUGAGACCGUGUAGUGGUUGGUACAACUGGAAGACUUGCUAAGCUAUUUCAUAGGGCAAUUGAGAGUAAGCCAUGUUGCCGUGGGUGUAGACUCAUGUGUAAGCCAGACCAGCUUAGGAUGGCAGACUUCCUUUCCUGAUGGACACUAGUGAAGCAGAUUUUUUUUUUCCCUGACAAUCGACAGUGGAUUCAUGGUCACCAUUAGACUCCUAAUUUCAGUUUUAUUUUAUUGUGUUCAAAUUCCAACAUUGGCUGUGGUGGCAUUCAAACCUGAGUCUCCAGAACAUUAUCUGGGUGUCCUGGAUUAAUAAUUGAGUGAUAAUAACACUAGGCCAUCUCCUUCCAUAUCUGAAUGAGUGAGUGUGUGUGAAUGUAACUCAGAUAGACAUCACUUUUAUCAUAGUGCAGUGAAAUCUGAUCGCUGACUGACCGAGUCUCUUUCGGUAUAAAUCAGACAGUCUCAGCUUGUGAGAAAAGACCGAGGAGGAGGCAGCUCUGAACUAAUGACCCAAAUGGUGAUUCUUUUGCAAUCAUUUGACAUUAAUAACAAAAUAAAUGAAAGACUUUUUUUUUAAAUGUGUGUGUGCUGUUUUACAAAGCAUAAUCAAAAUUGUACACCUUCCCACCUGGCAAUCAUUUGUAUAGGAUUUAGUUUUAUCAUUUAUGUUUUUUUUUUCAAG